Messenger RNA from Cuscuta epithymum, 1918 nucleotides. The record is from the annotation of a GenBank genome assembly. Lineage: Eukaryota; Viridiplantae; Streptophyta; Magnoliopsida; Solanales; Convolvulaceae.
CUUCAUCCAAAUAUUUAUUGUGUGUAUCUCUCCUACUCUUAUGCUAUAUCAGCUGCAAUGCCUCAUAGAAUAGCCUCUCCAGGCUACCGCGGCGGGCUCUCUGAAACCAGUCCCUCUUGUUCUUGCUUGAGAGUUGAGACUUGAGAUUCAUCCUGUCAUACAAUUCCUCCGCACCUUUUCUGUGCUUCUUCUCUUCCUGCUCGCCAAAUAAAUUUCUACAGUUACCAGUUACUACAACGUAGAAAGAUUGCAUGAUUUCCGCAAGAGUAUAAACUUCCCCUCUCCCUAUGGCCUCCUAUUCGACUUUCUUCCACCCACAUUCAGUCGUCUCCAGGGCAGAAGAAAAAUCCUAUCUUUGACUCACUGGUAUCGUCUUUACUCUUUCAGUCUCGGUACAUUUCAAAGCCAGAAGUUCUGUUAUAUUCAGCAUAUCCUAAACGGACCUAUACGCAUCAACAGAUAUGGACGAUGCAUCCGGUUCAUUUGCACAAACAGAAGAUCAGUUCUACAUUCUGUACUUAAUCAUUGGCACUUACUUUGGACCUGAUCUCAAAGAAGAAAAGGCUAAGAAGUCUGCUUUGCGAAGGAUGUUUGAAGCCUGUCCCCCAUAUACUUCUAACCAAUUAGCUGGCACAUGCAUCCGGACUUCUGAAGUAGAGAGGCUUUAUUAUUACAUCCUCAGAGAGGCAGAUCAGUCUGUCAUUCUGCCACUACCUUUAUUUUACCAGUUCUUUCAUGGAAUUCAUCUUACUCCGAUACAAGGCUUUGCUGCAUCUUACCCUAAGUUCAGCGAGCUUUUCCCUCCUGGCUUACAUCACCUUGUACGCGCUUACAAUGGGUAUCAUGUUAUUGAAAACAUUGUAUUUGUUAAUGACCCUGAUGUAAGCUACAUCACUCCCAAGUGUUUGGAAAGGUACAAAAAGCUGACAGGUCUACAAAAUUUUCUCUUGGAUGGAGGUCUGUCUGGGCCAGAAGUUCUUCCCCUGCCUGCCCAUAAUGGAUCACUUACAGGUACACCGUAUGAUAGUAACGGGCAAUUUGCUAGAAAUUCCUUGGACGGUCACUUAAAUGGUCCAAGUCCUUUAACAUGCCCUUCUAAUGGUCUUUCACCAUCAAAGACCACUUCUGUGGAGGCUAUGCUUGUCCUUCCAAUGCACCCUUCUGCGGAAGCGUUAAGUGACAUUGUCGCUGCCAACAAAAGGGGGUAUGCAAUAACUGGAAGUGCAGCAAGUGGGAAAAUAGGGCCAGUUUUAGGACUACUGGAUAUUGGAGAUUGUGAGGAUGCUUACUUGUUUCGUAUAUCACUUCCUGGAGUAACAAGAGAUGAAAGAGAGUUUAGCUGUGAAGUGGAGAAUGAUGGCACUGUGAUAAUAAAGGGAGUGACAACAGGCGGGGAAAAAACGGUUCACAGGUACUCUCAGAUGUUUGAGAUGCAAACUCAGAACCUUUGCCCAUCCGGAUAUUUUUCUUUGUCUUUCAAGCUGCCAGGCCCCGUAAAUCCUCAAAAGUUUUCUGGUACAUUUGGUACCGAUGCAAUUCUUGAAGGAAUUGUUAUGAAAGCGGGACAGAACAAAGUGUAGCCAAAUAUAAAUGCAAGUUACUAAUGUAGCAACUAGCUAGGUAUAGAGUACAGUAUUAAGGAGUGCCUUUUAGAAUCCUAUAUCAGAUGAUGCACUGGUAUCAAAUCAUUUUACUUUUUUUUAUGUGCUUUUAAGAAUUUUAUCUCUUCAUUUUUGACUUCUUUGAAAAAUGUUUGACCCUUGACUCCCGAAGCCAAAGGAAUGUUGGCCCUAGAGGUCUACAACCUUAAUGGAGGUUAUUCCCAUUUUAAAAUGCACGCCAAACAGCCAUUUUUGUCUUAGAGAGUAGGUUGCUUUAGAUAGCAUGUAAUCUCAAUCUCUAAUCACAUAACUAGGUG